Molecule: messenger RNA, 1915 nt
Organism: Cryptomeria japonica (Japanese cedar)
Lineage: Eukaryota; Viridiplantae; Streptophyta; Pinopsida; Cupressales; Cupressaceae
Product: putative glycerol-3-phosphate transporter 1
Exons: 2
Coding region: 668-1795 (375 amino acids)
Biological process (GO): transmembrane transport; phosphate ion homeostasis
Cellular component (GO): membrane
Molecular function (GO): transmembrane transporter activity
Source: RefSeq, a predicted model, not a curated record
GCCACGUUUUCCGAACGAUGGCAGACUCCUUGCAUAUUGAAAAUGCCUAUUAGCUUGCUGGUGAGACAAUCUAUAAACAUCCGGCUGCUUGAACCCAUUCCAGAAAUAUUUCCACAUAUUUCAUAUGCUGAAUUUUCUAGGAAAUCAACCGCAUGGUUGCUCAUGCCACAAAUUCAAACCCACAAGAUGGUGAACGCCAAAACCAGAUGAAUGGAUCAAAGGCAAAGGCAACUUCAAAUUCAUCCCAGCUUAUCAUGUUGUCCUGCGCCUGGCAGAUCAUAGAUGUUGUGCUUAGCAAGAGGUGGGGCACAUCUGGUUUUUUAAAAGAUACAACAGCUUGGUGUAGAAUUCAAUUUGGUAGAUCUACGUUUCUGACAACACUUGAAAAUUGAUGACAAUCUGGGGAGUAAUUCGGACAUUUGACAUCAAUGAGCUGAGUUGCAGUUCUAUUUAUUAGUAGACGGUCAUUAAUCAGACACAACUUCUCAUAUGAGUUUAUUCUCGUGGGUCACGAAAAUGAAUUAUUAAGAUUCCAAAAUCUUGUGAUUCACUUUCACGAAAUACAGCUAGAAGCCCUCUGCAUUCUGAGCAGGGUUGUUCGAGCUCUUGAUAAAUCAUUCUUUAUGUUGAAAUUUCAGGUCGCAUUGAUUUGAAUGAUAGAAAUAUUAUGGAGCCUCCAGGAAUUAGUUUUUUGAAGCAUUACAGGUGUUUCAAUCCCACAAUCAAGGUCUAUCAGAGCUCUGUGUUGAUAAUCAUAUUCAUUGCAUACGCUUGUUUCCAUGCCUCGAGGAAACCCAUCAGCAUUGCAAAAGGGGUGUUGAAAAGUGGGUGGAAGCCCUUUGAUGGAAGUACUGCAACUGCCAGGUUGGGGGAGAUCGAUGUGUCAUUUCUUUUAGUUUAUUCUAUAGGGAUGUUUUUUGCUGGGCAUGUUGGAGACAUGGUCGAUCUUCGCAUUUUUCUUACUGUGGGUAUGAUUGGGAGUGGGACUUUUGUGGCCAUGUUUGGGAUGGGAUAUUGGUUCAACAUCCACAGUUUCUGUUUCUUUUACUAUUUGUGUAUGCAAGUGGUGCAAGGGCUGUUCCAAGCCACAGGUUGGCCCUCUGUUGUUGCCAUUGUUGGUAAUUGGUUUGGCAAGGGCAAGAGAGGCUUCAUCAUGGACAUCUGGAAUGCUCACACUUUAAUUGGAAAUAUAUGUGGCUCCCUUAUUGCUGUAGUUGUCUUGCAAUAUGGAUGGGAAUGGUCUUUCCUUCUUCCUGGAAUUCUAGUGGCAGUGGCAGGCAUCAUUGUUUAUUUGUUUUUGGUUGUGAACCCUGAGGAUGUUGUGGAUGAGGUUCGUUCUGAAAGGAUAAAUUUGGAAGAUCAGAGUCUACUCAAAUGCGGGGAAGCUGGAUUGUUAAAGGAAACACUGCCUCCCACAGAAUCUCACAGAGGCCCGGUAAAAGUCUUCAUUGAAUUAUCCAAAACAGGAACUUCUUGUGACAACAUGAAUGGGGCGAUAGAUCCAUCAAAAGCAGAGAUCCAUGGUGAUAGUGGCGAUGGAAAACAUGACAUAGAAGAAUCCACAGUGGAAGGUGAGGAAGAGGGGCUCCUUCGAUCUUGCACGACUGCCCAAAUUCAUUCAACUGCCACUGAUGUCGUUGGUUUCGUUGAAGCAUGGAUGAUUCCGGGUGUCGCAUCCUAUGCAUUAUGUCUUUUCUUCUCGAAGCUGGUGGCUUAUAAAUUUUUAUAUUGGCUACCUUUCUACAUUAAGCAUUCAGGUAGAGCUAACCUCGUUGGACUCUGGUGUCUAAUUUAACCAUUUUUUACUCCGAAACAAUCCAGUUUAAGUGUUCAUUAUUUAGGAGCCGUAAGUUAUUAGUAAUCUUGACAUAUAUCUACAAAUAAUAUUAGAUAAAAAAAUUAUUGUUUGAGUGCA